Molecule: messenger RNA, 2259 nt
Organism: Syngnathus typhle (broad-nosed pipefish)
Lineage: Eukaryota; Metazoa; Chordata; Actinopteri; Syngnathiformes; Syngnathidae
Product: SRSF protein kinase 2-like
Exons: 15
Coding region: 237-2012 (591 amino acids)
Biological process (GO): spliceosomal complex assembly; protein phosphorylation; regulation of mRNA processing
Molecular function (GO): protein kinase activity; ATP binding
Source: RefSeq, a predicted model, not a curated record
UGCUGUUUCCAAUAUAGAUUUACAAGGGCAGUCUGUUGUUGUAGCAGCAACCAUGCAGCAACACGGCAUGCACGUCAAGUGCUUGGCUAUUCCUGGACUGAGUGUUGGCAGUCCCACCAGAGAGAGGGCCGGAGCAUACGAGACCGAGGUACUGUGUAUGGCUAACUUUGUGCACUGUGCUUAUUACGGGAAGAUUAUAACGGAAUACAUCAGACAUCACCAGGCUCCUGUUAAAAAUGUCCACAUCCUAUGCUGCCGCUCUAUCAGCCCUUGUUACCGCCACCUCCCCUGAGCGACAAAUACAACUAAACGUGAGCGCUCAUUCUGCCCCUGAGCCCUCCACCUCACCCGGGAGUCCGAAAUCGAUUCCCCCAGCCAGUCCAGCUCCUCCACGUUGUCAUCCAGUUGAAGCUCAUCCUGGCCCGCCGGAGCUUGCGGGAUCAUAUGACGAACAGGAGAACCCGUCAGAUUAUGGGAUCGGUGGUUAUUAUCCUGUAGAGGUUGGAGAGAUUUUUGAGGACCGAUACCAGGUGGUCAAAAAGUUGGGAUGGGGUCACUUUUCCACAGUGUGGCUCUGCUGGGAUAUGGUGAGAAGACACUUUGUCGCUCUCAAGGUGGUGAAAAGUGCUCCGAUGUUUACAGAGACAGCCAUGGAUGAGAUCAAACUUCUCAAAUGUGUGAGGGACAGUGACCCCAGAGAUCCCAAACGUCAGACAAUUGUGCACCUCAUCGAUGAUUUCAGGAUCUCUGGAGUGAACGGAGAGCAUGUCUGCAUGGUCCUGGAGGUGCUGGGCCACCAACUCCUGAGGUGGAUCGUCAAAUCCAACUACACAGGUCUUCCGCUUCCUUGCGUCAAAAGCAUCAUCAGACAGGUUCUGCAAGGUUUAGAAUACUUGCACACAAAGUGCAAGAUCAUACACACAGACAUCAAGCCGGAGAACAUCCUCUUGCGGGUGGACGAUGUUUACAUACAGAAACUGGCAGCCGACACCAAACUGUGGCAACUGCCCGAUUCCGCCGUAUUGACCAGCGAACCAAAGAGCUCAACUACCAAACAAAAAAAGAGUUUGUCCAAAUUAAUGGGAAGGUUGACGGGGGUUUUCCAAAACAUUGGGAAUUGGUCUAGCAAGACUUCAAGGUCGAAUCUAAAACGCCUGAGGUGGACAGAGAGGAAGCAGCGAGCCAAGGCAAAUACAUCCGACCAAAGUCAAAAAGCACCUCACGAUGGCCUAUAUGAUGUUACAACUCCGUCUGGCACCUGUCAAACAUUGCUCCCGGACUCUGACGUCACAUUAAGGAGACAGACCAUGCUCUUGUCCGACACCCUGGACUCGCCUGAGCUCAGUCACAGAAACUUCUCCUCUUCGUUGCCAGACAUCACCAAAGAUGCCCCCUUUUCUGCGUCCAGAACUUUAUUUUUACACCAGAUGCCAGACAAACAACUCUCUCCUCAUGGAAACAAUGACUGUGAGGGGCCUCUUGACCUCCUACUACCACAUAACGCGGAUAAGAUGCUUGUUAAAAUUGCUGACCUGGGCAAUGCUUGCUGGGUGUACAAACACUUUUCUGAGGACAUCCAGACAUGUCAAUACCGCUCAGUGGAGGUCCUGAUCGGUGCUGACUACAGCACCCCGGCUGACAUUUGGAGCACUGCCUGCAUGGCUUUCGAGCUCGCAACGGGGGACUAUCUGUUUGACCCCCAGUCAGGGACCACAUUCUCCCGUGAAGAAGAUCAUAUUGCACACAUCAUCGAGCUGCUGGGACCUCUUCCAUCCAAGUUGGCCCUUUCGGGGAAAAAAUCCAAAAGAUUCUUCAACCAAAAAGGACAACUGAGGCGCAUCUCAAAGCUGAAGCCGUGGAGCUUGUUGGAAAUUCUGCUGGACAAGUACGAGUGGCCACAGGACGAAGCGGCCCGGUUCAGUUCGUUCCUCUUGACCAUGUUGCAUCUUCAGCCGGAAAAAAGAGCCACAGCGGCCCAAUGUCUCAAACACCCGUGGAUCACAACAACCUAACUUGACCUCCUUGUUUUGACCUCGGCUUUUUUCUCUCCCAUUCAUUGGACUUAGAGGACUUUAUUGUACAAAUCUGGUGCUGGCAUCAUGUGCAAAGCCUUGUGCCUUUUCCCAUCAGGCGAUUUGCAUAUUCACAGCACUUCCAUUGGAUUCAGACAGAAUGACCAACUUAAGUUUGUUUUCUAUUAUGUAUUCAAAAGGUAUACUUUCUAGUUUCACUUUUUUAAAAGAACAAAUUACAUUUGAA